This is a messenger RNA of Penicillium subrubescens, 213 nucleotides long. RefSeq lists its product as uncharacterized. The record is from RefSeq and is a predicted model, not a curated record. The transcript has a single exon. NCBI's taxonomy places the organism in Eukaryota, Fungi, Ascomycota, Eurotiomycetes, Eurotiales, Aspergillaceae. Bases 1 to 213 code for a protein of 70 amino acids.
AUGGAUAAGGCGAUUGCGGCGGUGCUGAAUCUCGACUAUCGCCUCAUCCCACUAUCGUUUCGUCCCGUCCCCUUUUGGGAUGAGGGUCUCAACGGUCGGUUUACCAAAGCGACCAAGGAGAACAUGGUAUCCAGCUUCUGGGCCAUCUCAUGUGAUGUCUCUCAGGGCACGGAGCACCGAACUCGGUUGAAGGUCUCCGUAGUGAGGAAAUAG